Messenger RNA from Manis pentadactyla (Chinese pangolin), 3630 nucleotides. It is a transcript of the gene B3GNT7, whose product is annotated as UDP-GlcNAc:betaGal beta-1,3-N-acetylglucosaminyltransferase 7. Gene Ontology annotation, cellular component: membrane. The transcript is spliced from 2 exons. The record is from RefSeq and is a predicted model, not a curated record. Lineage: Eukaryota; Metazoa; Chordata; Mammalia; Pholidota; Manidae. The coding region runs from base 4 to 1797 and encodes 597 amino acids. Gene Ontology annotation, molecular function: hexosyltransferase activity.
CAAAUGGAGGCUGGGUCUAGGCAGGUCGGCCUGUUUUUCCUAGGUGGUGAGGGGAGAUCUCAGAGGCCGGGGGAGGGACCCGGGAGGCGGGGGGCGCUGCCUGGGGAGCGGGCGCCUGGGCCCCGGUCCCGACCCGGGCAGCCCCGCCGCCGCCCGACCUCUUCUCCCAGGGUUUGCUCUCUCCCGUCCCUCCUCCUACCCGGGGGCGGGGGGCCCCCGUCGGCUCCGAAGUCCCGAUUGGGCCACUCACGGCGGGACGCCAGCGGCCGGGUGACCUUGGGCGGCUCCGCGCGCCCUGAGCCUCGGGCUCCCUCUGUGAAAUGGGUCGUUUCCGCCGCGCCGCCGGGCGGGGGGCUGGGCCGCGGCCCAGGGGCUGGAGGGCUGGGGGCGCCGAAGGGGUUAACGCACCUGGGCCGCCGCGGCCCCUCCCGGCCCCUCCUCCGGCCGCCGGGAAGAGGAAAGCCUCGGCGGGGGCGCGGCCCGGCCUCCGCCCGCGCCCGCCCCGUCCGCGUCCCCGCCCGCCGUCCCCCGGCUGCGGCGCCCAGAGCUGCGACCCGCGCGCCCCGCUCCGCCGCCCCGGCCCGGGCCGCCAUGUCUCUGUGGAAGAGAACCAUCUACAAGAGUGUGUGCCUGUCCCUGGCUCUGCUCGUGGCUGUAACAGUAUUCCAGCGCAGUCUGACCCCCAGCCAGUUUCUGCAAGAGACCCCAUCACCUACAUCAGGGUCACAAAAGGCCCAGAAACCCAGUGGUCACCUGGUGAACCCCAACAGCUUCUGGAAGAACCCAAAGGAUGUGGUCACCCCCCUGCCCACGGUCUCUCGGGGGCCUCAGACCUGGGAUGUGACCACCACUAACUGCUCAGCCAAUAUCAACUUGACUCACCAGCCCUGGUUCCAGGGCCUGGAGCCGCACUUCCGGCAGUUUCUGUUGUACCGCCACUGCCGAUACUUCCCCAUGCUGCUGAACCACCCGGAGAAGUGCGCCGGUGACGUCUAUCUGCUGGUGGUUGUCAAGUCGGUCAUCACACAGCAUGACCGCCGGGAGGCCAUCCGCCAGACCUGGGGACGGGAGCAGGAAUCUGCGGGCCGGGGCCACGGUGCUGUGCGCACCCUCUUCCUGCUGGGCACCGCCUCUAAGCAGGAGGAACGGGCCCACUACCAGCAGCUGCUGGCCUAUGAGGACCGCCUCUACAACGACAUCCUGCAGUGGGACUUUCUGGACAGCUUCUUCAACCUGACCCUCAAGGAGAUCCACUUCCUCAAGUGGCUUGACAUCUACUGCCCCACUGCCCGCUUCAUCUUCAAGGGCGAUGAUGACGUCUUUGUCAACCCUACCAACCUGCUUGAAUUUCUGGCUGAUCAGCGGCCACAGGAAGACCUGUUCGUGGGCGACGUCCUGCAGCAUGCUCGGCCCAUCCGCAAGAAGGAUAACAAAUACUAUAUCCCCACCAUCCUGUACAGCAAGGCCAGCUACCCGCCCUACGCAGGUGGAGGAGGCUUCCUUAUGGCUGGCAGCCUGGCCCGGCGCCUGCACCACACCUCUGACACCCUGGAGCUCUACCCCAUUGACGACGUCUUCCUGGGCAUGUGCCUGGAGGUGCUGGGUGUGCAGCCCAUGGCCCAUGAAGGGUUUAAAACUUUUGGCAUCUCGCGGAACCGCAACAGCCGCAUGAACAAGGAGCCCUGCUUUUUCCGCUCCAUGCUGGUUGUGCACAAGCUGCUGCCCGCUGAGCUGCUGGCCAUGUGGGGGCUGGUGCACGGCAACCUCACCUGCUCGCGCAAGCUCCAGGUGCUCUGACCCCAGCUAGGCCACCAGGAUGGGCUAGGACAUGUGCUCUCAAGCCUGGAAGUCAUGAGCUGGAAUGCCAUGCUGGGGCAUAGCCUUUGGGACAUUGCAGGGAGGUGAAGGGUUUGGAUUUUAUGUGCCCCUGGGUGGGGUGGGGUGCUGUUAGCCCAAAGGGCCCUUCCCUGUGCGGACACCCCAGAAAGUGGAGCUAAGGCCUAGGAAUGUAGGGAACUGCCCAGACCGCAGGGCAUCUGGGGAGCAAAGCUGCCGGCUACUGGCAGCCCUCCCAACCCUGACCCACUGCCCGGCUCCCUCUAACCUGGUUGGAGGCCCUGGUGGCCUGAAGGAGCUCUGUGCUCAGGUACUGGGCUGGGCCUGGGCCUGGAUGGCUCUAUCUGCCCUCUGGUCUUCAUGAAGAAGAUUCUUUCCCCAUGAAUCCCUCCGUCUUCCCACGAGCCCAAGCAGCCCUUUCAAGAGAAGCUCAACCCUGUGCAGGCUCACAGGCCCCUGCCCCCGCCAUGCCUCCGGGUCUCUGGGAGACAGAACCUCAGAAGGCCCUCAGCACACCCCCACAGGCCUGCCUGGAGUCGCCGCGCAGUCUCCGCUCCCAGGGGGCUUCCCUCUGGCUGUGCCCUGUGCCGCUCCAUCUGGCCCAUCUGGAACCCCAGCUCUGCCUACCUCAGCGAUCCUCAGAACCUCCGGAUGAGCUGCAGCCCCAGCCCAGCCCUGACCCAGGGCCAGAGAGCAGCGCUCCGGCCCCACAGUCGCCGUGCUGCCCAGCCAGCCUGAGCCGAGGGCCCUCCUGCAGCCCCACCAAGGCCUGGCUUCCCACCUGAAACCAGCCGGUGUGGCCCUGAAAGGGAUGCCCCUCAUUACUGUGAAGUUUUAUUUAUGACAAAUUUGGAGGGAGAAGAAGGCGCCCGGCCUCAGGAUCUGGUGGUGUUCUUCCCUUUCCUUGCCUCAUUCCGGUAAGACACCACCUCCCUUGGCCACUCUUACCCCCAGGGCCCCCCCAUGCCCAUCACAGCCCCUCAAGGACCCUGUCCCACCUGCUGCCGACUUCUCCAGGGCCUGAGGGGCCCAGCAUCUGCCCUGGGAAGGGAUGGAGGAGCCCUCCUGGGCCACCUCGCCCAAGUUUGGGGGUCCUCGGGGAUGCGUGAAAGAUGCCAUCUUGUAUCUCAGGGUGGAGUCACUUGGGAAAAGAGGGAUCACUUGGGACUGAGAGGGAUCUACUCUAUUUUCUCAAUAAAAGGGGACUGUUUUUUUUCUGGCGUGAAACUUCCUGUUGCCACCUCAGUCCGAGGGCCUGUCUCCGGCCAAGGUUGCAGGAGACUUCUGAAGACACAGCUGUUCCCGCUCUUGGCUGGUGGGUGCACAGGGGCCCCUUGAAGGGCCUUAGAGGGAGGCGAGGGCCAGGAUUGAGGCCGAGACCACAGGGCCAGCGUCCAGACAGAUGCCGCCUCGAUGCGGCGGCGGUGGAGGAGGGAGAGACCCCCACUCCCCCACAGAGCAAGGCCGGAGCUGACGGUGGGAGGGGCCAGGAGGGCGGGGGCGGGGCCUGCUGGGUUUCCUCGUGUCCUUUCCGUUAUCCUGGAAGCAUUGAUACGGUUGACAAGAAGCACUGAAACAGUGGCCAACGGAGUGUGAAGACUCUUGGUCUAAGCUGCUUAUCUCCAGGGUAGGGAGGGUAGCCAUGGCCAGGAGGGGGCCCAGAGGGCCCAGGAGGGGGUCCAGAGGCAGAGUUGAGUUUGUCUGUGACCUGAAGGGUGAUUGGGCAGGGGGAGAAAGGGGCGCAUAUGGAAGGCCGAGGCUGAAGCAGAAAGAACUGCCUCACCCUGAGCUGCA